Metarhizium robertsii ARSEF 23 is the source of this 621-nucleotide messenger RNA. Its product is annotated as nitroreductase. Bases 1 to 621 code for a protein of 206 amino acids. The record is from RefSeq and is a predicted model, not a curated record. The transcript has a single exon. Gene Ontology annotation, biological process: cellular response to oxidative stress. Lineage: Eukaryota; Fungi; Ascomycota; Sordariomycetes; Hypocreales; Clavicipitaceae.
AUGUCGGCCGCCAAGCUCUCCGCCGACCUCCUCAUCCAGAUGGCCAAGGCCCGCCGCACCAUCUACGCGCUGGACAAGAACCUCCCCGUCUCCACCAGCCGCAUCCAGGAGCUCGUCAACGAAACCACCCUCCACACGCCCUCGUCCUUCAACUCGCAGUCCAACCGCGCCGUCGUGCUCCUGGGCCCCGAGCACGACAAGCUCUGGGACAUGACGGCGUCGACGCUGCGCGCCAUCGUCCCCGACGACAAGUGGAAGCACACCGAGGACCGCAUGGCCAUGUUCAAGAGGGCCGCCGGCACCGUCCUCUUCUUCGAGGACGACGACGUCGUCAAGGGCAUGCAGGCCGCGUUCCCCUCGUACGCCGACCGCUUCCCCGCCUGGGCCACCCAGAGCGCCGGCAUGCAGCAGCUGCUCCUCUGGACCGCCCUCGAGCUCGAGGGCCUCGGCGCCAACCUCCAGCACUACAACCCGCUCAUCGACGACAAGGUCGCUACCACCUGGAGCCUGCCCAGGUCCUGGAGGCUGAAUGCCCAGCUGGUCUUUGGGGGCCGCGCCGGCGAGCCCGGCGACAAGGAGUUUAAGCCGCUCGAGGACCGUGUCAAGGUCUUUGGUGCGUGA